Ustilago hordei is the source of this 4746-nucleotide messenger RNA. RefSeq lists its product as uncharacterized. The coding region runs from base 1 to 4746 and encodes 1581 amino acids. Gene Ontology annotation, molecular function: phosphorelay sensor kinase activity; protein binding. The transcript has a single exon. Lineage: Eukaryota; Fungi; Basidiomycota; Ustilaginomycetes; Ustilaginales; Ustilaginaceae. Gene Ontology annotation, biological process: phosphorelay signal transduction system; regulation of DNA-templated transcription; detection of visible light. The record is from RefSeq and is a predicted model, not a curated record.
AUGUCGUCGCCACCAAACAGGGCGAUGCCCCCUUCGGCGCCUCCCCUAGCAAGCUAUUCAUCCAGUGCCAAUGCCUCGAACCAAUCACCUUCCUUGACAAGGUCUCCGACCGUGAGUCAGCCCUUCAUCUAUCCUAUGCGAUCAGCAGUCAGUCUUAAACAACCCCAACGUGAAGGAUCAACUUCUCAAGACCGUGCUGAGCCCACCACUCCCUCUGCCCUCGCCAGUCCAUCACGGCCGCCAUCCGCCGAUGGUCCCAAAAGCUCUGCCUCAGAUAUCAUUCACGAAGGCCGCAACCGUCCAGAAGACGUUGACAGGCACGCCGACCGCGCCAUGGCCCAGAUGAAGGUGCCAGGCAAUCAAGAAAUCGACCUCAGAGAUCACCUUGAGCAGCUCACCAGCACUCGCUUCGAAUAUGUCAAGACUGCAGAGGGCCACAUGAUUCUCACAGGCCGCGGAGGCAAACUAGCCCGGUGCGAGGACGAGCCAAUCCACACUCCAGGUGCCGUCCAAUCCUUCGGGUGCAUGAUUGUCGUCCGCAUCUCUCCCCAAGGUGAAAUGCUGGUGCGUCAGGCAUCCGAGAACUCUUCCGACAUCAUCGGUGUCUCUCCACCCUACUUGUUCAGUUUACCCACCUUCCUCGACCUCCUCGACGAAGACCAGGCAGAUCUACUGUGGGACAACAUCGACUCACUCGACCAGUCUAGUCAGGACCUCGCCGAGACAGGCCCUACCGUCUUCCAGCUCAGCGGCUACAACAUGGCCAGGUACGACCAACGCGUAGCAAAAGGCGCACAACCGACAUCCUGGAACGCUUGGUGUGGAGCCCACAUUCCGGACCGGAGAAACGAUGCUGAGGGUGAGCUCACCGUCAUCCUCGAGUUCGAGCUCGUCGACGACCUUCAGAAUCCCAUCUCGACUUUCUCGCCUCCAUCAUCUCCAGCCGCCGAUCCAGAUUGCUCCAACGGGCGCAUUCCUCAGCAGCAAUCCGACUCAACAGCCUCAGGCGCCGAGUCGCCUUCGAUCAGCAUUGCUACACUUCAUUCCAGCGGCAGCAGUUCCACCACACUCCGAGACAUCGGUGCGCGUGCUGGUCUUGAUGGCCUCGCCUCCACGCCCUCUCCAGAGGAGCUGCGGGAAUCGACGCUCGCCAUUCACAAGCCGCUCAAGGCUCUUUCCCGCAUGCGUCGCAAUGCCGAAACCAAGUCACGCAUACGUAGUCGUCGUCCUGCCGUGCUUCCAAGCACAGGCGGUGGCGAUGGCACAGGUGGCAUGAUUGACAUGUUCGGCAUUCUUAGUCAGGUCAACGACCAGCUCGCCGCCCAAAAGGAUCUCAACGAGUUUCUCAAAGUCCUGGUCGGUAUCGUUCGAGAUGUGACUCUCUUCAGCCGUGUCAUGAUCUACCAGUUUGACGAAGCUUGGAACGGUCAAGUGGUCAGCGAGCUCGUUGACUGGAACGACUCACACGAUCUCUACCGCGGUCUUCACUUUCCCGCCACCGACAUCCCCGCUCAGGCACGCGCGCUUUACAAGAUCAACAAGGUGCGACUCCUCUACGAUCGCGACCAACCUACUGCGCGAAUGGUCUGCAGAGAUCAGGCAGAUCUCGAUUUCCCCCUUGACAUGACGCAUGCCUUCAUUCGAGCCAUGUCGCCCAUCCACAUCAAGUACCUUGCCAACAUGGGCGUGCGAUCCUCCAUGUCCGUCUCCAUCACUGCCUUCGGAGAGCUCUGGGGUCUCAUCUCGCUGCACAACUAUGGCGCCCACGGUAAACGAGUCUCGUUCCCCAUUCGACAGCUCAUGAGGCUUAUUGGCGAGUCCGUCUCCAGCAACAUUGAACGUCUUAGCUACACUCGCCGCCUCUCAGCUCGCAAGCUGAUCAACACGCUUCCAACAGACCAAAACCCGAGCGGCUACAUCAUCUCCAAUGCCGAAGAUCUCCUCACACUUUUCGAUGCCGAUUACGGUGUGAUUGCCAUUGGCAACGAAGCCAAGAUCCUCGGCCCGCUAAAUGCGAGUCAAGAGGUGCUGGCUGUCACAGAGUAUCUGCGCUUGAAAAAGUUCGAGCACCUCGUAACAUCCCAGGACGUACGUCGCGACUUCCCCGACAUGGUCUUGUCUACUGGGCUGCACGUUAUCGCCGGUCUCUUACUGGUGCCUUUGUCUGGCAGCGGUGUCGACUUCAUCGCCUUCCUUCGCAAAGCGCAACUGCGCCAUGUCAACUGGGCUGGCAAGCCAUUCAAGGAGGGCAAAGAAGGUCAAGCGGCGCUCGAGCCACGUAAGUCAUUCAAGAUUUGGUCAGAGACGGUCGAGGGGACAUGUCGUGCCUGGAAGGAUGAGGAGCUCGAGACAGCCUCCGUCCUCUGCUUAGUUUACGGCAAGUUCAUCUCGGUUUGGCGUCAGCGCGAGCAAGCGCUCCACUACAACCAGCUCAAUCGGCUCUUGCUCUCCAACGCAAGUCACGAAGUGCGAACCCCACUCAACCAUAUCAUCAACUACCUCGAGCUGGCCCUCGACAGCAAAUUGGACGACGACACACGCGAAAACCUCAGCAAGUCACAUGUGGCUUCCAAGAGUCUGCUCUUUGUCAUCAAUGACUUGCUCGACCUCACCAAGCAAGAGAUUGGCCAGGAGCUUUUCCUGCAGGAGCCUUUCGAUCUUGCCGCCACCGUGCGAGAAGCGGUUGAGAUGCAUGAGUGGGAGGCUAAGCGUCGCAAGAUCGACUUCACUGUCACCACUGAACCUCAAGUCUGUCUUGUGCUAGGUGACAAGAAUCGCGUUCGCCAAGUCAUUACCAACACGGUCACCAACUCGGUCAAGUACACGCGCGAAGGUCAGAUCACUGUCUCGAUGCGCAAGCGCAGCGAGGAAGAGCGCGACACUGAUUUGCCGCCUAGUUGCGAUAUGGAAGUGGAGCUCAUGGUCAAGGAUACAGGCGAAGGCAUUCCGCAAGAGAAGCUAGAAGUCAUCUUCAGAGAGUUUGAGCAGGUCGAAUCGGUCAUUGCCCAGCCGGGUCGACAGGAUCCCGCUGUAGAAGUGGAAGCCAGUGAAGCCAGCAGCAUAAUCCGAACCGAUCAGUCGGACAGCGGUCUUGGCCUUGGUCUCGCCAUCGUAGCUCGUGUCGUCAAGAAUCUCGGAGGUCAGCUUCGUGUCGACUCUCUUGUGAGCGAAGGCACUACUUUCACCUACUACAUCCCCUUCUGCUCAGCCGAAACCACCACGCCGACCGAGAUGCCCCCAAGAGGAGGCAGUGGCGGCAGCGCUACAAAGCGCGGUAGCGACACGAUUUCGAUGCGACGAUCCAGCUCGUACGAUAGCGGCAGUGCAAGCUCGGCAGCAGGCAAGAGCGAAAUUGAAUCGCUGGUCGAGGCCAUACAACAACCCGUGUUGCGCGAUCAGAGCUACAUCGAGGAAGCUACUCAACAGAGGCGCAACGCCGAUAGCGUUUCGCCUGUUCUCUCAAAUGGUCUCAAGAAUGUGACCGUUGGCCACAGCCGGCCAGGAAUGCCAUCGAAUCGCAGUCACUCGUUCGACAGUGGCUCGCAUCCUGUCGAGGGCAGCGGUGUUCCCGUUCGUUCUGUCAAGAUCGAGCCGCAGGCUCUCGAUGUCAAUGACCGCGCUAACCGACGACCGAGCACUUCCGCUUACACGGCAAGUGCCACUACAUCAGCGAGGCCCGUUCGCAACAGCACGAGCGCGGCCGACUCAUUCAAAGCAGAGGUCGAGCAGCGCGCGCGACAGAAUGUGCCGCAGCUGGCCAAUGACGCACUGCCACUCAACUCGCAACAGCAGAGUUCCGAAGUAACUCAAGGCGCCCAGCCCGCUUCAGCGUCGCCAUCGAUCUCGCCACGUACGCCAGCCAAGGAUCAUCUCAAGACACCGCCUUCUGCAGCGCACUCGCCAGAGGCUGAAGAUCCGCACUCCCCAUCUCACGCCAGGGAGCGUCGAACGUCUUCGUCGUCCAACGCUGCCAAACGCCGCAUGGCGGUGAUGCGCGGCCUGCACAAAACUCCCAAUCACCGCGCCGAGAUGAUUGCACCGUUGCGUGUGCUUGUUGUGGAAGACGAUCCGAUCAACCGCAUGAUCCUCAAGAAGCGACUGGGUCUCGAUGGCCACACGACGCUGUUCGCAGUCAAUGGCGAAGAAGGUGUCCGACAGUUCGAGCAGGAUGCUAAAGAGAUCGAUGUGAUCUUGAUGGACCUGCAGAUGCCCAUCUGCAACGGUCAGGAAGCUUGCAUCCGCAUUCGUGAGCUGGAGAAGAAGUGGGCAGAGUCUGGCGAGCACGCCGAUCGUCCCGCUUCACAUGUCCUCAACGGCCGCGUGCCCAUCUUGGCCGUGUCUGCAACGCUAGUCCCGCAGAUGCGCGAGGAGAUGGUUGACAUUGGUAUGGACGGCUGGAUCCUCAAGCCUAUCGACUUUGCUCGUCUCGGUGCAUUGCUCAAAGGCUUGCUCCAUCCUGAAGACCGCGUCGCCAAUCACUGGAAGCAAGGCUACGUGUGGGAAAAGGGUGGAUGGCUUUCAGAGCCCGCGCAGCGUUCGGUGCCCAUUUCCACAGCAUCCAUCUCGGCAGCCACUGUCAGCGCCAGUGCCGUCACACAGAAUCACAACAACGACAACAACAACAACAACAACAACGACAACAACAACAACAACAACAACGACAACAACAACAACAACAACAACAACAACGAAAGCUCGAACCAGUCGGUACCUCCUAGCGAACCGCUCAGCCCUCCGAGCGCCUAG